GGCAGUCAUCCGUAGCCCUUGUCAGCAACCAGAAAAACGGAGAAAUUUCCAUCUCAAAGAUUGGAGAUCUAUAUGACUAGUCACCACUACACGUCCUAGCACGAGCUCUACAGCCAUACGGGGGGCGGCAUAACAUUCUUCUCUUGCCUCAGCACAGCUUGUUUAUUCGGAAUCCCUUGAACAGCUGCAGCUUGCGAACACCAUGAGAAAGGAGAUCAUCAUCCGGAUGCAGCCGGGCUCGGACAAAUACCACAAGAGGGCCCUGAAGGUGGCCGCUGCCGUCAGCGGAGUGGUGUCGAUCACAGUGACCGGCAGGGACAGGGAUCUACUGCUGGUCAUCGGCGACGGCGUGGACGAGAGCCAUCUGACCAAGAAACUGAAGAAGGAGGUCGGGGAGGCCGAGAUAGUGCAGCUGCGGACGCUCCCCGAAGGCACCUCGGGGUACCAUCUGCCGGGAACGUCGAGGGACGUCGGCGGCCGAGAGUCCCGGUCGCCGUACCACUUGCAUCCCACGAACACUCCGGGCGGCGUCACGUACCCGGCUUAUGCGCCGUCGCCGGUUGCCAAUCCCGGCGCUGCACGGUGGUCGGGUGACCACGGGCAAGCCGAAGCGGGAUACUAUCCCAGUGCGCCCAGCCCGUCCUUCUACUACGCGUCGCCCGUGGCCGGGCACGGCGGGUACGGGGGCAGCAGCUAUGCAAGCGCGGUGGCGCGCAGCCACCCGGCGAACUACUCCCCGAUGAUUGAGCGGCACCGGCACGACGCCGGGAGCUGGCGUCCGCACCACGGCGGGGGAAAGCCCAGCUGCUGCUCGAUACAGUAGCACUCGUUUCCAUCGUAGUGCCAAUGUUUGCUGUUUCAAGUAUUUCAAAUGUGAACUGCGGUGUUCUUUGAUUCAUUCGUACUUCGUUGUUAAAUUUUACUUUAGUGCACAAAGCUAGUUAAUUAGUGGCUUGUACACCUCAACCGAUUUUAGGAUAGAGGUGUUCCAGCUUUUCUGGAAACAAAUUUAGAGCCCCCAAGAAUCAACAUGUAGUUCUUUUUAA
Molecule: messenger RNA, 1046 nt
Organism: Hordeum vulgare subsp. vulgare (domesticated barley)
Lineage: Eukaryota; Viridiplantae; Streptophyta; Magnoliopsida; Poales; Poaceae
Product: disease resistance protein RGA5-like
Exons: 3
Coding region: 203-823 (206 amino acids)
Source: RefSeq, a predicted model, not a curated record